UUUUUGAACUUUAAUAGAAAAGUAUUUAAAAUGAUACUAAUCAAAAUGGUUAGAAGCUUUGCAACUGUGGCGUACAUGACGUCUAUAUUUGUGGCAACAUGGUUCUGUUUUCAACGUAAAUCAAAUUAUGCUCUAGCAAUAAUCGAACGUGAUGCAUCACAAAGAGCGGAAAAUGCAACGGCUGAAACCGAAAUCACAGUAAGACCAUUUUGGGAUAGCCCAAACCGCUUAAUUCAUCUAACAACGGUUCGCACUAUUUUGGAAUAUAUAAAUGAGACUCUUGGUUAUACUGUUAACAAUAAGGACUUAGAACUGUUGGAUUUGUCUAAUGGAAUGAUGCAAUCACUGGUAGCCAGUGGACAUGAGGUGGCCGUAAAUGCAUUAGUACAUGAUGCUAAUGAGGUGACGGAAAGGUGUGAAAGAUAUCUAAAAGAAGUCAAUAAAUUGAUUAAAAUUGCUAAAAUUGAUGAACAUAAGGAUGUUAAUGUUGCUUUAAAGGACAAUAUAAAUAAAGUGAGCAAAGAAUCUCAAUCAUUCAUUCAAGUAACACUUGUAAGAGCUACCAAAUUCUUAAUGUCAAACCGAGAUAAUGAUCUCAGAUUACAAGUGUUGAAAAGGACUAGUCAUUUUGUAAGGAAAGAGCAGAAAGUACUCAAAAUUAUUACCAUACUGAGAAAGAGAUAUAGAAAGAAACCUAAAAUCGUAAAGUUGGAUCAACAGAUGCAAGGCUGGGUUAAAAACUUAAAAGUUUUAAAGCAGACUAUAGAUGGCGCAAAGGAGUGGAUUGAAAUACAAUGGAACGUAUUGCAAAAAAUAUCUGAUGGUUUAUGCCCCGCUGAUCCGUUGUUGUCGGAAUACACGUUCUAUAAACAUACAGAUUACAGAACUCUGGAAGAAGAAGGGCAAUUUUACGCUUUUCACAAUUAUUAUAACGAAAUGGUACAGUACAUGAGGUUCGUUUCCCACUCCAUGAAAGUGAUUCAGGCCAUCUCAUUAACAUUAGUGGAUGAAAAUGCCCCUAGUGAAUUGUUAAAUUUUUAUCUUAAUGGUAUUGCUCUGCUUGAAUAUAUUUUGAAGUAUAAUCUAUGGUCCAUGGAGAAAAAAGCAGCUAUGAGCAAAGGAAUAUUGAAAUUAACCAGAGAAUUUAGUUCUUUUAUAAGAGUGGUUGAGAACGGAUAUAACGCGAUGUUGUCAACAAAUGAAGGUGUUAUAGCGCGAGUAGGUAAUUACAAUAGGACGUUUCUUGACGACAGUUAUUAUAGAUUUCUUUUCGUUUACUAUAAAAAUGAAUCCAAAAGAAUGAAAAGUGCUAUGGACAGGUUCUGCGAACCAUACAACGGCAUAAUUGGGUACAACGUAGUCGAUAAGCAACAUAAUGCUCAAAAGUUGAUGCAUGACCGAGAAUCUAUAUGCCAUCGUUAUAAAACUAUACAGGAUGAAUAUACAGAAUAUGCAAGCGAAUUCCAAAAAACAAAACAAAGGUUCUCACAAUUAUCCCAGAGGAGUGGUGAAAACGCAAGAAUGGAAGGAGAGCACGCAAUACGUGAUUUAAAGCAUUAUCUGGAAACAUUCGGCGUCAAACACCGUUUCGUUGUAAAUGCAACGUUAGAGAUAUAUAGAGAUUAUAUGAAAUCCAACGUAAAGAUAGAUACUCUUGCCAUCUACCAAAGUGCAGAAAUGCUUAAAGGGGAAACCUUCCAAAAUAUAUAUCUUAUAUAUCCCUUAAUUGGUAAAACGGUGGAGGCAUUUAAUUGGUACAAGGUUCGAGUAGAAGAAAUAUAUAAGAGCCUAGAUGAAGUCAGAACAAUGUACAAACGAGCACAAACACUGGGUGAUUGCAGUGAUAUAGAUAAGUUUCACAACAAUUUGAUGACCCGUACAGAAGAGAUGAAGUAUUUAUUUGAUACGUUAAGCGUGCACCCAAAGCUGUCUGCAGCAUUACAGCAAAUUUCCCAACCCGUUAAAAUCUUUGGUCCUUUUUCUCAUAAAUCUGAAUGGGACAGUAUUUUCAGUCAAAUAUAUGAUAGAAGAAACGACAUGCGUGAUGUGCUCUUAUUAGAUUUCUUGUUACCUAUAUUGCGUGAUACUAUGGAGUUAUACAUUGGAAUUGCUGAGUCGCCACAUAACUGUAUUGCUUCAUUAAAUACAAGCCUAGAUAAUGCAUUUAAACGAUUUGUUGGAGGCUUAAGUGGGUCAGGAAAUAUUAAGAAUCUGGAUGAGGACAACAGUGUGGUGGCUUCAACCAAUUCCAACCACCCGGAUUCAAAUAGUACAACUAAUGGAGACACUGGUCUAGUUAUAUCAAACCCUAUAGAUCUCCAAGUUCCAGAAUGUAGUGAACCAAAUAACGCAAAGAAUCUUGAAAAGCAAGCUAUGAUUGUCGAUCAUAGCAGUGUUCCUUCCGACCAGCAUAGGGAAACAGAUAUAAACGAAGAAAAUCAAAUCUUCAAUAAUGAUGAUAGAACAACAGGAGAAAGCUUAAAUCCUAGACAGCAAGUCAGAGAGUGGGAAAUACGGUUUACCAAAGAUGGAUUCACUGAGGUUGCGCUCUCCAUAAUCCCUAUGCUAGCCUUCACAGGGGCAUUGAUUUUAUGAUAGCAAAUAGAUUGUGCAAU
Molecule: messenger RNA, 2615 nt
Organism: Babesia bovis T2Bo
Lineage: Eukaryota; Apicomplexa; Aconoidasida; Piroplasmida; Babesiidae
Exons: 1
Coding region: 31-2595 (854 amino acids)
Source: RefSeq, a predicted model, not a curated record